Messenger RNA from Cynara cardunculus var. scolymus (artichoke), 2040 nucleotides. RefSeq lists its product as uncharacterized. The transcript is spliced from 3 exons. The record is from RefSeq and is a predicted model, not a curated record. Bases 1 to 2040 code for a protein of 679 amino acids. Lineage: Eukaryota; Viridiplantae; Streptophyta; Magnoliopsida; Asterales; Asteraceae.
AUGGGGGAUUUCAACUCAAUGCUUUUUCCCCAUGAUGGCUUGGGUGGUUCCUCUAGACGUAACUCAGAUAUGGAGGAAUUUCAUCUUUGUUUGGAAGAGGUAGAGCUUUUUGAUAUCUCGUAUCAGGGGUGCCAAUAUACUUGGACGCAGAAACCUUCUGAGGGUCAUGGUAUUAUGCGUAAACUUGAUCGUAUUUUGGGUAAUUCAGCUUUCAUUACUAGAUUUGGGGAUGCUUCGGUUUUCUUUGAACCACGGGGGAUCUCCGAUCAUUCUCCGGGAAUUCUUUCUUUCAAAGUUGGUAGGCGUCUUCGUCAACAUGGUUUCAAAUUUGAUAAUAUUGUGACAUCUCAUGUGGAUUUCAUUAACUCCGUGGCGGGGGUGUGGAUGAAACCUCAGCGAGGUUCUUAUAUGAAAAGAGUGCUUUGGAAACUCCAAGAGUUGAAAGGGGUUUGUCGUCGGCUUCGUAAUUCUUUUGGUUUUUUGGAUAAGAGGGUGGCUAGUUUAAAGACGAAACUUGAAGUUGCUCGAUUGGCUUGUGAUCUAGACCCCUUUAAUGAUUUGCUGAAAGAGGACAUGGCUCACCUCUUAUUAGCUUAUCAACAAGGUAGACAUGAUCAAAUGGAAAUGGUUCGACAAAAAGUAAAGAUUUCUUGGCUUAAUGAAGGUGAUGGAAAUUCUAAGUUCUUCUUUCAUGCUAUGCGAGAAAAACRUCAUAGGAGUCAUAUUSCUACUAUUACAGAUGCURCKGGUACGRUUUUUAUUCAUCAAGAGGUGCCUAAAGCUUUUGUUAACCAUUUUGAAGGUAUUUUGGGUACUUCUAAUAGUUUGGUUCAUCCUUCUAUGGAAGAUUGCUCCUUUGUUCGCUCUUUAUCAUUACCGGAAUCUCUGCAUUUAAUCAGACCUAUUACGGAUAUGGAGAUCCAGACAGCGCUGUUUGACAUUGGGAAUGAUAAGGCACCUGGUCCUAAUGGUUUCUCGUCAAAGUCCUUUAAAGCGGCUUGGAAUGUGGUUGGUAAGGAUGUUCUCAUUGCGGCUCAAACUGCAUUCAUUCCUGGUCGUCAGAUAACUGAUAAUAUUCUAAUGGCGCAUGAGCUUGUAGCUGGUUAUCAAAAACAUCAGGGGGAACCAAAGUGUGCUUUUAAGAUUGAUAUUCGYAAAGCAUAUGAUACCGUUGACUGGCAGUAUCUUCUGGGGAUGCUUAAGGGAAUGGGAWUYCAUCCAGUUAUGCUUAACUGGAUAAAAUCUCUAAUCACAUCGCCUACUUUCUCUAUAUGUGUUAAUGGACAACCGGAAGGUUUUUUUCAUGGAAAGCGGGGUCUAAGACAAGGGGAUCCUUUGUCUCCUUACUUGUUCACGGUGGUUAUGGAAGGUUUAUCGAUGAUUCUAACAAAAUGUAUUGAGGAGGAGGUUCAUUUUGCAUAUCAUCAAGGAUGUGCUGAGAUAAAAUUGACCCAUUUAUGUUUUGCGGAUGAUCUGUUUAUCUUUUCUAGGGGAGAUGCUCUUUCAGUUGAAGUGCUAAAACGAGCUCUCCAUUUGUUUGAAGAACGUUCGGGUCUGUCUCCAAGUCUUGAUAAAAGUGAAGUAUUCUUUGGGAAUGUGGGGUUGGAUGUCCAGAAUAUUAUUCGACGAAAGAAAAGGGCACAAAAUAGCUGUUUGUUGUUGUUGUCCGAAAUUAGAGAACAGCAUAGCAAACCGCUGUUUGCUGUUUCUGGUUCUUCGCUGCUGUCCGCUGCGCGCCCGACAGCAGUCUGCUGCUGCGUUGCCAACUAUUGCUUGAACAAGCUGCUACCUGCUGCUGCUGUGGGAGCACGAGACGAAACAAGAGGGUACUGCAGAGCUGCUGUCCAGCCAGACGCUGCACUGCUCCCCCUCGCUAUCGCUGCUGCUGUUUCUUGUUGUUGUCCGAAGGUAGAGAACAACACAGCAAACCGCUGUUUGCUGUUCUUGCUGCUGUCCGUUGUUCACCCAACAGCAGUCUACUGCUGCAUUCCGAUCGAAACCCCAAAGAAAGAACAGCAACCAGAUCUUCCUUUCUUCUAA